Molecule: messenger RNA, 1302 nt
Organism: Trichogramma pretiosum
Lineage: Eukaryota; Metazoa; Arthropoda; Insecta; Hymenoptera; Trichogrammatidae
Product: histone H2A
Exons: 1
Coding region: 46-426 (126 amino acids)
Cellular component (GO): nucleosome
Molecular function (GO): structural constituent of chromatin; protein heterodimerization activity; DNA binding
Source: RefSeq, a predicted model, not a curated record
CUUCAUACUGUCACACGUACGUAAUCUACGCAACUUCUCUCGACAAUGUCUGGACGUGGUAAAGGUGGUGCCGGCAAAGCCAAGGGCAAGUCAAAGACCCGAUCGACUCGCGCAGGACUCCAAUUCCCAGUGGGCAGAAUUCAUCGUCUGCUUCGCAAAGGUAACUACGCCGAACGUGUAGGAGCCGGAGCCCCAGUCUACUUGGCCGCUGUAAUGGAAUACUUGGCCGCUGAGGUGCUCGAGUUGGCUGGAAAUGCCGCUCGCGACAACAAGAAGACGAGAAUCAUCCCCAGACAUCUCCAAUUGGCCAUUCGCAAUGACGAAGAAUUGAACAAACUCCUGUCCGGAGUUACCAUUGCCCAAGGUGGUGUCCUGCCCAACAUCCAGGCUGUACUUCUGCCCAAGAAGACCGAGAAGAAAGCUUAAAUUUCUUUACCAAACGCUUGCGACCUUCAAACAAACGGCCCUUCUCAGGGCCAACAAAACAUUUAAACAUAGGAAUAUCUAUUUAAUGAACAAUACUAAAUUAAUACUUAACUAAUAUAACUUCUCAUACGCUUGUACACUAAAUUUAAUUAUCAUAUACACGUACAAUAUUGAACUGUUAAUAAGAUAAAUGUACGAGUAGCAGCAGUUCAAUGGAAAGUUCAUAUUUCACAGUUUAUGUAAGAUAAAGGCGCGAUAUCUUUUAACUGGGUAGAAGUGUAAAUAUCGUAGUCCAUUAUAUAUUACGGAGCAUGUGCAAACAUUGAAACAUGACGUAUACGGUAUGGUGACGGUACGUUUCGUGUCGACUUGAAAUUUUUAAUUGAAAAUGCUUUCCUUGUCUUGGAUAUAUUUAUCCCUCAGUUUUCUGACGAACAUGUGAUACCUGCCGCGGUCAGAUAUUAGCAGAAUAAACAUCAACACUCAAUGUAUAAGUAAGUAUUUUAAAAAGCCGAUUAAAUGAAAAUCCUAAAAUUUAAACUACACUGUUAAAUUGAAUAGAAACUUAUUUUUAUAGUUUACAAAUUUCAAAAUUGUAUACCUCAGAAUAUAUCUAAGCAUUAUGAAUUGGAAUGAUUAUCAUAUUAGUGUACAAUCAAUCCAGUUAUUGCAGCUUGACUUUCGUAAUUUUAUAGUAUUUUCUAUCAUAAUAGAUACAAAAAUCAAAAAUAUUAAGCGAACGUACAAUUUCAUAAUUACUAUGUUGAAAAAUUAUAAAUUUUUUCGUCAAUUCAGUUCUCUGCUGUAGGCCCAGAUGGUACAAAUAUUAAAAAAACGAUCAUGCUAUUUAAAUAAGUCUAAAAAUUUUCUUCGACC